UCGAACCUUCAUGCUAGCUUGUCCCAUUGUUGACGGAUAUGGAUGGAAAUAUAGAACAAACUGGAGAAAAAUCACCAAUAAAAAUGACAUUACCUCUGAGCAACGGUCAUAGAAUCGACCAUAACAAACAAAGAUAUCCAAAUUGUAUUGUUUGGACACCCAUACCAUGCUUGACCUGGUUUAUGCCAUUCAUUGGUCACAUGGGCAUUGCAACGAGUACGGGCGUGAUCAGAGACUUUGCUGGACCUUACUUUGUGUCGGAAGAUGAUAUGGCAUUUGGUCGUCCUACAAAAUACUGGCAGUUGAACCCAGAAAAAGUCCGGGGCAGAAAGGGACAGCACCCAAAGGAGACAUGGGACUCGUGUGUGUACGAGGCGUCGGAAGAGUACAAAGGGCGAAUGCACAAUCUGUGUUGUGACAACUGUCACAGUCAUUGCGCCAUGGCCCUCAACUUGAUGGAGUAUGACAACAGUAACAGCUGGAACAUGGUCAAACUGUGCUUCCUUAUGCUAAUAUAUGGGAAAUAUGUCAGUGUCUGCGGUUUUCUCAAAACCUGGCUGCCAUUCCUGAUCAUGGUUGGAGGUUUGGUUGCCCUGCUGGUAGUGUUUACCUGACUUUGAUUUGCACAUUUAUGAGUUGGGAGCCAAGAUUCCUGGGCAUGUUUUGUCAAAUUUGUAUCUGUCUGUUCACAGUUUGACUGUAAAGAUUUGUGGGCGAGUCCUGGAAAUGUAUAUUUGAAACAAGUGAUACAUAUUAAGUUGUUUUUUUUUGGUGAUAAACCAUCAGAUUUUCAAUUGACUGCAUACAUGUAUAUUGUGUCUAUGGCACAUAUCUAUCUAGUUGUAUCUAUUGUGGUAGUGUUGUGCAGUGGAAAAUGUUGUACGCAUGUAUUGUACUUCUGUGAUAUGGACGUGCAUGUUAUAU
Molecule: messenger RNA, 924 nt
Organism: Dreissena polymorpha
Lineage: Eukaryota; Metazoa; Mollusca; Bivalvia; Myida; Dreissenidae
Product: transmembrane protein 222-like
Exons: 6
Coding region: 39-614 (191 amino acids)
Source: RefSeq, a predicted model, not a curated record